Messenger RNA from Ictalurus furcatus (blue catfish), 2738 nucleotides. It is a transcript of the gene lgi2a, whose product is annotated as leucine-rich repeat LGI family, member 2a. Gene Ontology annotation, molecular function: protein binding. The transcript has 8 exons. NCBI's taxonomy places the organism in Eukaryota, Metazoa, Chordata, Actinopteri, Siluriformes, Ictaluridae. The record is from RefSeq and is a predicted model, not a curated record. Bases 169 to 1794 code for a protein of 541 amino acids. Gene Ontology annotation, biological process: inhibitory synapse assembly.
GAGAUAGAGAGAGAGAGAGAGAGAGAGAGCUGCAGCUGAACUGCUGAUGUCAGUAGCUUUGGUUCACUGCUGCAUUCUCAUGGUGCAGGGCGGACCGCUCUCAGCCUCCUCACCUCAGCUCCAUCCGCUCUCUCACUCACACAUGCAAACUGCCCCGACAACAUCACCAUGCGAUCUGUUAUUACACGCUACGCUGUGAUCGCGUCCACCGUGCUGCUGUGCUUACUGCCGUCGGGACACACGGGCAAAAAGGCAGUGAAGUGCCCUCCAUCCUGCAGCUGCUCCAAGGAGUCCAUCAUCUGCGUCGGCUCUACAUAUGUUCCGCGGAUCACACCGAGCGAUGUCAGCUCACUGAGCAUUGUGAAUGGGACCUUCUCUGAGGUCAGGGAGGCCAUGUUCGCACACCUGCCAUCUCUCCAGCUGCUAUUACUUAAUUCAAAUUCUCUUACCACAAUUAAAGAUGAUGCAUUCUCUGGUCUACCACACCUUGAAUAUUUGUUUAUUGAAAACAAUAAGAUUGAGACCACAUCAAAAUAUUCCUUUAGAGGACUCAGGGACCUGACCCAUCUGUCUUUGGCGAACAACAACAUCAAAGCCUUGCCAAGAGAUCUCUUCAGUGAUCUGGAGUCGCUAAUAGAGCUAGACCUGAGGGGCAAUGCGUUCGAGUGUGACUGCCGUGCUAAAUGGCUGAUGACGUGGCUGAAGAGCACCAACGCCUCAGUGUCAGAUAUCCUGUGUGCUGGCCCAGAGGAGAUGAAGGGCAAGAGGCUCAAUGACAUGACAAGCCUCCAUGAUGAGUGCAUCUCUACAGAUUUCAUUCCACUUCAGUCUGUGACCACUGAGUCUCUUUCUGUGGACACGUUCUCCCACAAGAAUGAUGUGUACGUGACCAUCGCUGCCCCUAAUAUAGAGAGCUGCAUGGUGCUUCAGUGGGACCACAUCGAAAUGAACUUCAGGAGUUAUGACAACAUUACAGGUCAGUCUAUUGUUGGUUGCAAGUCAGUGAUCAUCCAAAAUCUGGUAUUUAUGAUUGUUGCCCAGCUGUUUGGCGGUUCUCACAUCUAUAAGUUUGAUGAAGACCAAAGCAAAUUCACCAAAUAUCAAGACAUUGAAGUCUCCAAGAUCUCCAAGCCCAAUGACAUAGAGACCUUCCAAAUUGGUGACGAAUGGUUCUUUAUCAUUGCUGACAGCUCUAAGGCUGGUCUUUCAACCCUCUAUAAGUGGAACGACAAAGGCUUCUACUCCUAUCAAUCACUGCACGAGUGGUUCCGUGAUACUGAUGCAGAGUUUGUGAACCUGGAUGGCAAGGCUCACCUCAUUCUGGCUAGUCGUUCCCAAGUUCCAGUCAUCUACCAGUGGAGCAAGGGUGCACAGAAGUUUGUGUUGCAGGGUGAAAUCCCCAACAUGGAGGAUGUAGUGGCUGUCAAAGCAUUCUGGAUAAAAGAGGACCUGUAUCUGGCUAUGACGCGAUAUAUUGGUGACUCCAAAGUCCUACACUGGACUGCCAAGCAUUUCUCUGAGAUUCAGGCCCUUCCUUCAAGAGGUUCCAUGAUCCUUCAGCCGUUUUCCUUUAAAGAUCGUUAUUAUUUGGCUUUAGGUAGUGACUACACGUUCUCACAAGUCUACCAUUGGAAUGCAGAGGACAAGGUCUUUGAGCGCUUCAAGGAGGUCUACAUUCAGGCCCCACGCUCUUUUACUGUGGUCUCCACAUACCGCAGGGACUUCAUCUUCGCUUCUAGCUUCAAGGGAAGCACGCAGAUAUUUGAGCACAUCAUUAUUGAUCUGAGCCUUUGAGGUCUUAUAGACAACGUGUACAAAAUGUUGAAUGGAAGCAUUUCAGCAUCCUACAAUGUCUUCCAUUUAAAAUUGGAUAUUUUCCAAUGAAGGGGUAAAAAUGAUGGCUGUGAGUUCAGAAUAAUUUGUAGUUUGUGGUUUUAUCAGGUAUGUAAUGUAAAUUCAUGUGCAUGGUAAUUCAUGCAUUUGUAUGAGUUUUUCCUCUGUUUCUUUGCAAUUCAGCCUUUAGUCAUUUUUGUACAUCUUUAUAACAGAGAUGUUUUUCAACCCAACUGAAAAAAUAAGGAUAUUCAUGGAGCUUAGAUUGCUCUGAGCAGAGCUGCUUCAUUCUAGUCAAGUCAUUUGCAUAUCUUGACACUAACAGUAUCUUUAAGGACUUUACAUUUCUCCAGCAAUCAUGCUGUAGCACCUGCAUGAUACUGUUGCAAAGAUGAUUCAAUCCAGGCAUGCUGAAAAAUACAGAUAUUAAAAGAAAAACAGGUGACAAAGUCUGUAAUAUUAAAUACCCCAGUGUCUGUCACAGUUGACACUUAAUUUAUGUAUUCUUGAAUCAUUUUUAAAAACACACAUUAUUUUGCUGAAUAUAGGACCUGAUUAUUCAAAACCAGUUACGUACUAUUACAUGCUAAAUGCUGAAAAGUAUAUGUAAAUGUACAUAGUCAGCUAAAACUCAAAUUAUAUUUGGUACAACAUAGAUCCUGUUUUGCAAUUGUAUGAGUUUCAGAGCAAAUUCGUUUUACUUUGUAAAUGAAAAAAAGAAAAACACAAAGAAAUAUCUGAGACUUUUAUAUAGUAAAUCUAAACCCAUUUUCUGUUCCAUUUAUCAUUACAAAUCCCUACAUUUCAACAUUGGCCAGUAUUUUUUCAAGACUCAAUUACACUCUCAGCACGCUGUCAUAAUCUGUCUUAUGGCAAAAUAUUAGUGGAAUAGAGGUAUACAAAAG